AUGGCGGCGCCUCCAGCUCCACCAGCUGCUGAUGCGUCAUCGGCACUAUCAGUCACCCCAUCAUACAGACGCAACGGGAAACUGUUCAGCUGUGAGCCAUGUCGGCGCGGUAAGCUGCGCUGCGAUCAUGCUUCUCCUGUCUGCGGUCGUUGUGCUCGAAGGAACAAGGCUGCUGAUUGCAUCUACCACCCUGCACCAUUGACAAAACCUCGACCUAACCCAGCUGUCGGACCGCAACGCACAUCAUCGUCUGAUUCGUUUCGGCAACCUCAUCUGAGCCCAUAUCCCACCGUAAUUGACAGGCCGCUUAACGGGAUUGUAAGUCCGCCAUCGAGCAGCAGUACCCCUGCGUUGGACCACCACACUUCACGCGUAGCGGAUAGCUCGUCGCUGAAACGACACUCCGUAGCGCAAUCACCACUUUCAAACCCAAUCGCAGCAGGAUCGCCACUGAGCCGUGUACCAACAUGCUCUUCCAGCAACGAUGACAGGCGAAGAACGGCCUGUGGUGGAUACGCAAGUCCGGAGACAGCCAUGUCGUAUCGAGACAGGAGGACAGGCUUCCUCGGCCCAACAAGCUAUUCUGCGGUGUACACGGAGAAUCCAACUAUACUCGAGACACCGGGCAUUGAGGACGCUCCGGACGACUUUCGAGCAAUUCCCUCCGACAAGAUUCAACAAGGCGCGGAAGUUCUCUCGACGCUCAGAGACAUCCCAGUGUACAGAAGGUUUACCCAGCGCUUCUUUGACCUUUCUGAUGGCAUCUGUGUGAUUCAACCUAUAUUUCAGAUCUGGAUCGAUGAAGUGUGGAAUGAGUUUGGUCAUGUCCUCGAAGAAAGCGACCCCACGCAACUCCGAAAUUUAUCAGAGUUGGUGUGGCAUAACACGCGAAGGCCUCUUAAGGUUCACGGGAAGAUGACCGCGCGAGAAUGGGCAAAGGCCGCAUCUGGACGAAACCUCAAAUGGGAGGUCGUUGGUGUGAUUUUGUCGUUGGUCGGGCUCACAGCGAUCAAUCUCAGCAACUGGGAUACAAUCUUCGACUCUAUCCGGGAACGUUUCGUCGAUCGAGCUACCUUUGCAGAACGCAUGCGCCGGGCAUCGGAAUUCUGCUUGUGCUUCUGCUACGAGAGUGAAGUUCUCAACGAUAUCUAUGUGUGCUUCAUGUUUGAGGAUCUGAUCCUGGUCGAAUGCUUGAAAGGCGAUGCACAUUACGCUGCUUGGCAAAGGACCGGAGAAGUCUGCGACGCAAUUGUGGCUCUGGGGUUACAUCAAGGCAACCGCGUGGACGCAGAGACGCCGUUCUUCUUGGCUGAGCUACGUAAAAAGCUGUUCAUAUCAGCAUACGGCCACGACAAGGUUGUUGCAACCUUUCUAGGACGUCCACCGAGACUUUCACAACGGUACUGUCAUAUGGAGUACCCCUUGGAUCUGUCUGACGACGAGCUGUUCUUACAAGGCGAUGAACUUGAUGCAGUUUUGUCGGCCCUUGACGAGGGUGGUUGGAAUACAAGCGGUAACCUCAACCGUGCAACGUGGCUGAGAGUCUGGUUCUGGCACUGUCAACUCCGCGAGGACAUCUUAGAAAUCGCUCUUGGAUCCAAUGAGGAGGGACUGGCGCUACAGGCCGACCAAGUGCGAAGAAAGAUGGAUCGCAUGAACGCGUCUAUGCCUGACUUCAUGCGAAUCCCGCCCGAGGAGAUGUUGAAAGGCUCCGAGACGUUCAACCAGCAGCUGAACCCGUACGCAAAGGCCGACAAAACGAUGCGUCAGGUCAAUGCAGUUUUCAUGCUAUGUAUUCAUACGGGAAUGGUGCACACGGAGUUCUUGCUGCAGAGGGCGCUCAUAUGCCGACUCCGAGCAGACACAAAACAAUGA
Fulvia fulva is the source of this 1875-nucleotide messenger RNA. RefSeq lists its product as uncharacterized. Gene Ontology annotation, molecular function: DNA-binding transcription factor activity, RNA polymerase II-specific; zinc ion binding; DNA binding. Gene Ontology annotation, cellular component: nucleus. The transcript is spliced from 2 exons. Gene Ontology annotation, biological process: regulation of DNA-templated transcription; DNA-templated transcription. Lineage: Eukaryota; Fungi; Ascomycota; Dothideomycetes; Mycosphaerellales; Mycosphaerellaceae. Bases 1 to 1875 code for a protein of 624 amino acids. The record is from RefSeq and is a predicted model, not a curated record.